AUGAACAUGUACCCAAACUGCUCUACUAAUCACACUCAAAUUUGGAGUCAUUAUUUAGUACUUGCACUGGGCAUCCCUCAACUGACCAUUAACAUAGCAUCUGUGAUCUUCAACUGCAUAGUCAUCUUCACCAGGAUUGCAACAAAAGACCUGCACAAGCCUAUCUCUAUACUUUUCUGCAAUUUGGCCUUUUCUGAUCUCUUCACCAGCUUUUCUGGCUUUUGGAUUUCAAUGCUGUUCAUCACCAAUCCUGACAUUACAAUCUUUGGAUCUAAGGACAUGCUUGCACCUUACGCCUUUUACACCAUGUCUGUUUUAUCCACCAUCUAUAACUUGGUAAGCAUUGGAAUUGAACGCUACCUGGCUGUGGCUGAAAGCAUGAGGACAAGGUUCAGGGUUGCUAGAAACCAUUCCAUAGCUGCAGUUUUAAUUAGCUGGGUCCUGGCUUUGUUUUUGGGCUGCUUGCCAUUGAUGGGGUGGAACUGCUUGAGUACGGGAAAAAAUCUCUCUGUCCUCUACAGUCCUUUUUGCAUCGACUACCUCAUCUUCAUCGCUAUUCCCAAUGUUGUGGUGGCUUUUCUUAUACCUCUGUUCACUUACCUUAGAAUCAUUAUCAUCCUGAGGAAAAGGAAGCUGAGAAUGAAAGCAUGUGGACAAGCCACUGGCACCUACAAAUCUGCUGAAAUCCAGGUUGCCAGAACCAGUAUCUUUAUUUGGCUCCUGGCAUUGGUCUCCUAUGCUCCUGUAUUCGCAGGAGUCAUAUUCGAUGCAAUUAACAAGCAGUGCCACACUGAUCUCUACCCAGGAGUCUAUAUCUUCCGAAACUGCACAGCUAUGCUGAUAACCAUAAACUGUUUGGGAAACCCCAUCAUAUAUACCCUGAAAGCCAAAACUCUGGGGGCUAAGCUCAAGGCUCUGAAAUGCCUCUUCACUGCCCAUGUCCAAGCCUGCACCCUUGAGAACACCUAG
Melopsittacus undulatus (budgerigar) is the source of this 969-nucleotide messenger RNA. RefSeq names its product lysophosphatidic acid receptor 1-like. The record is from RefSeq and is a predicted model, not a curated record. Bases 1 to 969 code for a protein of 322 amino acids. Gene Ontology annotation, cellular component: cytoplasm; plasma membrane. NCBI's taxonomy places the organism in Eukaryota, Metazoa, Chordata, Aves, Psittaciformes, Psittaculidae. Gene Ontology annotation, molecular function: G protein-coupled receptor activity. The transcript has a single exon. Gene Ontology annotation, biological process: adenylate cyclase-activating G protein-coupled receptor signaling pathway; regulation of metabolic process.